CAAGCUAGACUUGUCACCUCUUCUUUGCAUUCACCAAAUCUACUUGACUUUGCAGGUUUCAGGCUUUCAGCAAGCAAUGGCCAACUCCAUUUUGAGAUUCUCUGAUAAGGGAAGCAAAGCUCAUCAUGCAUUGGGACUCCUCUGCCUCAUGCUUUUGAUGCAAAACUCUUCUGCUGCAAGAGAUUUUCUUAUUCACUGGAAUGUUCCCUCUAAUAAUUCUGCUUCCUUCUAUAAUCAAUGGGCCGGAAAUAACCGAUUUCAGAUCGGGGACUCUCUCGUGUUCAAUUAUUCAUCUGGGCAAGAUUCAGUGCUGGAAGUGACAAAGGAUGCCUAUGAAAACUGCAGAACAGAGUCUCCUUUAGGAAAAUUCACAGAUGGCCUCACUGUCUUCACUUUCAAUCGCUCUGGGCCUUUCUUCUUCAUCAGCGGCAACAAAGACAAUUGUCUCAAGUUUGAGAAACUCAUUGUGGUGGUCUUGGCUGAUAGAAGCAAGCACCUGGCUCCAGUCCCGCCUUCUCCAGGGGCAGAGCCUCCGGUAAUCUACCAAACUCCAGCUCCUGCACCUACACCAGGCGCUGCUGCUUCGACCUUCAUCGGUCUUAUAAACUCUUUCGGAGUAUUUGCUGCUGCUGCUGCUUCUCUUCUUCUGGCAUUCUAAGAUUGCAUCCAUGGAUGGUACGUUUGGAAUCUCUCAAUAAAUGCAUCCAUGGAUCGUUUGUUU
Messenger RNA from Mangifera indica (mango), 721 nucleotides. Its product is annotated as early nodulin-like protein 3. Gene Ontology annotation, cellular component: plasma membrane. The record is from RefSeq and is a predicted model, not a curated record. Lineage: Eukaryota; Viridiplantae; Streptophyta; Magnoliopsida; Sapindales; Anacardiaceae. Bases 77 to 658 code for a protein of 193 amino acids. The transcript has 2 exons. Gene Ontology annotation, molecular function: electron transfer activity.